AUGAGUCAGCAACACUGGCGGCCAGACGGCUCCCUGCAAGGACGAACGGCUAUCGUCACGGGGUGCGCUUCCGUGGUCGUUGUCGACGUGGGCACUGCGUACUCGGGCUAUGGAGCUUCAGAAGGGCCUGCCACGGAAUCAGCGAGUGAAAUAUGUGCCCUAGGGUACAAGGCGGUGCCAGACACUCAUAGCGUUGUUGACGCACAAAAGAUAGUCGACAUCGCUCUCAGCUCCCUUGGCAGAGUCGACAUUCUGAUCAACGGUGCCGGUAUCAAUAGAUAUGGGAAGCUCGAAAACUAUUCAACCGCGGACCUGAAAGAGAUCCUCGAGACGAAUACGCUGGGAUCACUGCCAGUUGUCAACAUCGCAUCAAGCUCUGUCCUCGGCACGGUAGACUAUACGCCCUACAUCACGUCGAAAGCCGGCCUCGUCGGUCUGACCAAGGCGCUUGCUGCAGAAUUUGACUACAGCAUGAACAUCAAGAUCAAUGCUGUUGCACCUAUUUCAGCUUCACGCAUGACCGCUCCGGCUCUCACUGAUGAGAGAACCAUCAAGAACUUCGAGCUUGCUCGGCCUCCAGCUAGGAAUGCGGCUAUCAUCCUGGCUCUGGCUAUUGAUGCGAGCACCUUCAACGGUGAAUUUUUCAGCACAGGAGGAUACAAGGUCCAUCGAAUCGUUUUCGGUAUGCUCCCGGGCUACAAGGGGUAG
This is a messenger RNA of Cladophialophora bantiana CBS 173.52, 708 nucleotides long. RefSeq lists its product as uncharacterized. Lineage: Eukaryota; Fungi; Ascomycota; Eurotiomycetes; Chaetothyriales; Herpotrichiellaceae. The transcript has 3 exons. The coding region runs from base 1 to 708 and encodes 235 amino acids. The record is from RefSeq and is a predicted model, not a curated record.